AUGACGGAGCCGCAGCCGUUCUGGCACGGCCUGGCCGCAGGGGCCUGCGCCACUAUGACGUCCAGAGUCUUGACAUAUCCCCCAGACACGAUCAAGGCUCGGCUGCAGGUGCAGGGUGCAGGGCACCUCCCCAAAACCAACCCGCUGAACACCUUCCAGAUGAUCAGCCAGGUCUUCCGGACAGAGGGCGUGCGGGGGUUUUAUCGUGGGUUCGGGGGCAUCAUGCUCACCGUCAUCCCCGCCAACAUGUGCUACUUCAGCGGCUACGAGCUGGGCAAGCGCAUCACACCCCCAGGCCUGGGGGUGCUCUCUGACGUGGCCACGGCAGCCAUUGCACAGGGCGUGGCGGGCAUCGUGUACUGCCCCAUCGACAUCGUGAAGCAGCGCGUGCAGACCGCCGCGGUCAUGGAGGCGGGGGCCACCCACCGUCAGUUUGGGGUGCUGGACGCGGCCCGCCAGAUAUGGGCUGGCCAGGGCGUCAAGGGAUUCUUCCGGGGAUACCUGACCAUGAACGCGCUGUGGAUGCCCUGGAACCUCAUCUACAUCCCCGCCUACGAGGCCUGCAAGCGACGGUGGUAUUAUCACGCUCUGGAGAAACAGCGCACUGCGGCCAGCAGUGGUGGUGCACUGCGGGCCCCCGCCGCCGGCGCGCCAGCCGGCGACUGCCAGCCCGGCAUUGCCGCCGAGACCGACCCCCCGCUGCAGCAGCUGCUCCCCAUCUGGGCCUUCCCCCUGUGCUCCUCGGUCUGCGCGGCCACGGCGGCCAUCUGCACCCACCCCAUCGACGUCGUGAAGACGCGGCUCCAGGUGCUGUCGGCAGCCGACCCGAGCGUCAGGCGGGGCGCCUUCCAGAUCGCGGGCCAGCUGCUGAGGCAGGAAGGUCUGCGUGGUUUUAAGAGGGGCCUCGGCCCAAGGGUGGUCACCAUGGCAGCUGGCAGCUCCGUCUCCUGGUUUGGGUACGAGCUGGUCAAGCGGAGGCUUUUGGAGUGGGAGCGAGAUCAAUGA
Molecule: messenger RNA, 1005 nt
Organism: Auxenochlorella protothecoides
Lineage: Eukaryota; Viridiplantae; Chlorophyta; Trebouxiophyceae; Chlorellales; Chlorellaceae
Product: Mitochondrial substrate carrier family protein E
Exons: 4
Coding region: 1-1005 (334 amino acids)
Biological process (GO): transmembrane transport
Source: RefSeq, a predicted model, not a curated record